Carassius auratus (goldfish) is the source of this 1860-nucleotide messenger RNA. Its product is annotated as carbohydrate sulfotransferase 11-like. The record is from RefSeq and is a predicted model, not a curated record. Gene Ontology annotation, molecular function: sulfotransferase activity. The transcript is spliced from 3 exons. NCBI's taxonomy places the organism in Eukaryota, Metazoa, Chordata, Actinopteri, Cypriniformes, Cyprinidae. Bases 396 to 1418 code for a protein of 340 amino acids. Gene Ontology annotation, biological process: proteoglycan biosynthetic process; carbohydrate biosynthetic process. Gene Ontology annotation, cellular component: membrane.
CCUCCAUAUUUUCGGGGAAGUUGAGUUCAACAGACAAGAGCAACAUGUGACGUAGCGAAGGCAUAUAGAUUGUCAAUGGAAUUUUUGCAUAAUUGACGCGACCGCUCGGAAAGCGAAGGCUCGCUGAAACACAGUUGGACCUGUUCGGUUUUUUUUAGGUGAAUGGUUCGUGUAACACCCAACUGUAGAGCGGUCUGUUCUCGGGUAGACACGCGGGCUGCUUUGGUAAAGCGUGUAACGGAAUCUGUUUCCACCGAGUUGUUUUUGGGUUUCUUUUUAAAAUGAGGAGCCCGUUGGACAGACGCUUUUAGGAUUGUUCUUCGGUGACAAACAGCCCUUAUCGGACCUCUGUCGCCGGGCGAGAGUCGGGCAUCGUCCUUUGGAGGAGUAUCAGAAUGAUAAAGCCCAAAGUGGGUCGGAUGUUUCUGGCGACAUGCGUCGGCUCGUUUUUCAUUCUUAUAUUAUACUUCCAGAACAUCUCAAGAUCAGCUUCUGAACAGUUUUCAGGCUGGAACAGUUCUUCAGUUAAAUCGGGAAGAAGCCCUUUGCAGUCACUACAAGAAAAUGAACAGCUGGAACAGUCUGCAGUGCAGGCCACUCUGCAGGGUCGAAGGGAACUCCUGGAGGAAACCUGUCGCACCCACACCCACAAAAGACGUGUACUCAGCCCGGAGGACCUCCGCCACCUCAUAGUGGAUGAUAAACACAAGUUACUGUAUUGCUAUGUCCCCAAAGUGGCAUGUACAAACUGGAAACGUGUGUUGAUGGUGCUAACAGGAGAUGGGCACUAUCGCGAACCACUGGCUAUUCCAGCAAACGAGGCUCACGUAGUGGGCAACCUGCGUUCACUCUCAGAGUACUCCACAGCCGAGAUCAACCAGCGGCUACGCACAUAUCUGAAGUUUGUCUUUGUGCGUGAACCCUUCGAAAGACUUGUCUCUGCAUAUCGCAACAAGUUUACCCGUAGCUACAACACGGCAUUCCAUAAACGCUACGGGACCAAAAUCAUCCAGAGGCAUCGUGCGGACCCCCAGGCUGAAGCACUGGAAAAAGGCAACGACGUCUCCUUUGAGGAGUUUGUGUAUUAUUUAGUGGACCCCCAGACUCAGAAAGAGGAACCGUUUAAUGAGCACUGGGAAAGGGUUCAUUCACUUUGCCACCCUUGCCUGAUCCAUUACGAUGUGGUGGGCAAGUAUGAGACUCUUGUGCAAGAUUCACGUUACAUCCUGAAGUUAGCAGGUGCUGAAGAAGAGGUCAAAUUUCCCGCCAUGUCCAAGAGCACCAGGACCACGGGUGACAUGACUGCUAAGUUCUUCGACAACAUCAGUCCAUUUUACCAGAAGAAACUCUUCAACCUUUACAGAAUGGACUUCUUGCUUUUUAACUACUCUGUGCCGGCUUACUUGAAGUUGAGAUAAACAGUUCAGCGAGUUUCAACUGAUCAUAAAACUUGUACACAUGGAUGUGAAUCUUGCGGGCAAUGACUAAAAUUUAGCUUGUGUCUGGAUUUGAGUGAAUCGCCUGAGGGAACCUGUAGAGGAUGCACCUUGGAUAUGGCGUCUCCAUUGGUCUUUUGAAGUGAAAUUCAGCACUGUGAACAGAUUAGUGCUGGGUGGGGUGUUGCAUACCAUCCCAAAAGUUCACAAAAUACUGUCUGUAAUUCCUUUGGCAAAUGUCGACUGAGCUCCAAGUAUGUGCCUUUGUCCUUCUGAAUGUUGAUAAGUGAAGCAGGAUUCUUCAUCAACAGACAAAUGCUAUGAAUGUUUCUUCAACCAUCCAAAAUUAUAUUUAUGGUAUUGUUUACGUAGCAUAUUUAUUGUGGAUUUUGGUGUUGAACUGGAACCAGCAAAGCCUUGACAU